Molecule: messenger RNA, 2788 nt
Organism: Hipposideros armiger (great roundleaf bat)
Lineage: Eukaryota; Metazoa; Chordata; Mammalia; Chiroptera; Hipposideridae
Gene: SOX8
Product: SRY-box transcription factor 8
Exons: 3
Coding region: 163-1521 (452 amino acids)
Biological process (GO): neural crest cell development; negative regulation of transcription by RNA polymerase II; morphogenesis of an epithelium
Cellular component (GO): nucleus
Molecular function (GO): DNA-binding transcription factor activity, RNA polymerase II-specific; RNA polymerase II cis-regulatory region sequence-specific DNA binding
Source: RefSeq, a predicted model, not a curated record
UGAGCUUCGGCGGCGACGGCGGUAGGACGGCCGGGGGUGGCGGCGGUGGGGACGCUGGUCGGACCACCGCGCGGUGACCUCCGGUCCCAGAGUGGUCGCGGCGCAGCCGGGCAUCGGACCCGGUGCGCUUCCCCGGUGCGCGCCCCUCCGCGCGCGGCCCCGAUGCUGGACAUGAGCGAGACCCGCGCCCAGCCGCCGUGCAGCCCGUCCGGCACCGCCAGCUCCAUGUCGCACGUGGAGGACUCGGACUCCGACGCGCCGCCGUCGCCGGCGGGCGCGGGGGGCGGUGGCCGGGGCGACGCGGCCGAGGCGGCGGACGAGCGCUUUCCGGCCUGCAUACGCGACGCUGUGUCGCAGGUGCUCAAGGGCUACGACUGGAGCCUGGUGCCCAUGCCCGUGCGCGGCGGCGGCGGCGGCGCGCUCAAGGCCAAGCCGCACGUGAAGCGGCCCAUGAACGCCUUCAUGGUGUGGGCGCAAGCGGCGCGCCGCAAACUGGCGGACCAGUACCCGCACCUGCAUAACGCUGAGCUUAGCAAGACUCUGGGCAAGCUGUGGCGCUUGCUGAGUGAGAGUGAGAAGCGCCCCUUCGUGGAGGAGGCAGAGCGGCUGCGGGUUCAACACAAGAAGGACCACCCGGAUUACAAGUACCAGCCGCGCCGGAGGAAGAGCAUGAAGACGGGCCAGAGUGACUCUGACUCUGGCGCCGAGCUGGGCCACCACCCAGGCGGUGCCGGGUAUAAGACCGACACAGGCCUCGGGGACGCACACCACCAUAGUGACCACACAGGGCAGACCCACGGGCCUCCCACCCCGCCCACUACCCCCAAGACGGACCUGCACCACGGAGGCAAGCAAGAGCUGAAGCUGGAAGGCCGCCGCCUGGUGGACAGCGGGCGCCAGAACAUCGAUUUCAGCAACGUGGACAUCUCGGAGCUGAGCAGCGAGGUCAUCAGCAACAUGGACACCUUUGACGUCCACGAGUUUGACCAAUACCUUCCCCUCAAUGGCCACUCAGCCCUUCCCGCAGAGCCGGGCCAGCCCACCGCCAGCUCCUAUGGGGGUGCCUCCUACUCGCACUCCGGGGCAGCGGGCAUUGGGGCGUCCCCUGUGUGGGCCCACAAGGGAGCUCCGUCAGCCUCCACAUCGCCUGAGGCUGGUCCCCCUCGGCCGCACAUCAAGACAGAGCAGCUGAGUCCCGGCCACUACGGUGACCAGUCACACGGCUCUCCAGGCCGCACUGACUACAGCUCCUACAGUGCCCAGGCCAGCGUCACCACGGCUGCCCCUGCUGUGGCCGCCAGCUCCUUCACCAGCUCCCAGUGCGACUACACCGACCUACAGGCCCCCAACUACUAUAGCCCCUAUGCCGGCUACCCGUCCAGCCUCUACCAGUACCCCUACUUCCACUCAUCCCGCCGGCCCUACACCUCGCCUUUGCUCAGCAGCCUCUCCGUGCCACCCGCCCACAGCCCCCCCAGUAACUGGGACCAACCCGUGUAUACCACCCUGACCAGACCCUGAGGGCACCAUGGCCACACAGAGGGCCCUGUGUGGGCGGAGGAGAACCUUUGUCUCGGCAAAGACAGAGCCUGUGAGGUCUCCUGGGAGGCACUGGCCAUGAGGGAAGCAGAGGCAGUCGUGUGCCCGGCUCCAUCAAGUGCCUGCUGAUGUGUGCAGGAAACCAUGCUUGUAACUGAGCCCCUUUGCUCCCAGAUCUCUUAACUUCUGGCAACGGACAAAGCCCUUUUUCUCCCCUCUCUCUCUUUUUGCGGUGACUGGCGACGUCCGAAAGACGGCCAUUUUGGUCUCUUUUCUGCGCAGACGCCAGUGCCUUGGUUUUUGCAUCUUAGUGGAUGCAAAACGGCAGCCACAGUACAGAGGACAAAAGGACAGAGACACAGGGUCUCCAGGCAGCCUGCUUGCUGAGGUCCUGGCCAGCCUCAGCACUGAGAACUCCCAGGACCAACGGAUGACAUUCCCACGGCGAAACAGCACCUCCACAGCCUGGUCGGGGGAUGCCUCUGCAGGAGCACCUCUUGGGACCAGCUCGUGAGAUCUGAGGCGUUCCUUGUAGUUCCUUGUAGGGUUCUUCCAAGCAAGGUUUGGCUGUGAUUAACACUUCUCUUUUUAUUUUAUAAUUUUUUUAUUUUUGAAGCUUAAAAUGUCUUUGAUUUGUUUUGAAAGCUAUUAAAAUGUAUUUAUGUCCUGUAUUAUUUUAUCUUAAAUGAAUGAAGUCAUUUGUGCAGAGAGUAGAAUUUAAGACAAAAUGGAAGCCUGGGAGCUGAGGGCUUGAGCCAGGAGGGCAGGUGGCCGUUGGGGCCCUCGCUCUGGGCCAUUUGGAGUCUGGCUGCUGGGAGGGGCUGGGGAGAGCCUGCGCUCCAGGCUCCCGGGAGGCAGCUAGGACCUCGAUGGAGAAGGAAUUUGCCUUGUAGUGUUCAGAUCAGGUUGGGGUGCCCCUGGCACCUGGUAUUAAGUUGAGGUUUAGAAGGCAGGGGCACCGUUGCAUUUCAUUCCUGCCCAUAACUAUGCCAAGUGAGAAAGACGGGAAUUUCCUGGGAUGUGGUGGCUUCAGACACACGUUAAUCUUGGCUCUUAGGAACCAGAUGCCACCUCCAAGCUGUGAAACUAAAAUCUUCUCCACUAAGCGUUUUUAGAUUCUUCGUUUUAGACGAAUAAUACCUGAUUUACCUGUACUGCUUCCGCUGUAUGCUGAGCUACGAUAACUGCCCACUUCAUGGAAACUUGUGCCUUUAAACUUUGUAAUUAAAACUUUGUACAUUUAAAUACA